Messenger RNA from Malassezia japonica, 1068 nucleotides. RefSeq lists its product as uncharacterized. Bases 1 to 1068 code for a protein of 355 amino acids. The transcript has a single exon. Lineage: Eukaryota; Fungi; Basidiomycota; Malasseziomycetes; Malasseziales; Malasseziaceae. Gene Ontology annotation, molecular function: oxidoreductase activity, acting on NAD(P)H, oxygen as acceptor. The record is from RefSeq and is a predicted model, not a curated record. Gene Ontology annotation, cellular component: intracellular anatomical structure.
AUGAUCAACCCCCGUUUCCUGCCUUCGUCUGCGCUCCUGCGCACGGCUGCCCAGGCUACGCGCCCUGCUAUGCAGGGUCGCCCUGUCGCUGCCCGUGCUUUCACCCUUUGGACCAAGCCCAACUCCGAGGUCAAGCGCUGGGUUCCCCCGCCUCGCAAGCCUGUUAGCGAGGACGAGAUGCCGAUCAACCCCGGCCCUCCCCCGCCUACCUCCAAAAUCGGUGUGAACGCUGUUCUCAACCGCAACCCCGAGACAUUGGACCGUCACACCACCUCGAUUUUCUCCGAGUUCUCGCUCGAGGGCAAGACUGCUGUGGUUACCGGUGGUAACCGUGGUCUCGGUCUCGAGAUGGCCCUUGCCUACGUUGAGGCUGGUGCCCACGUCUACGUUAUCGAUCUUCCCGAUGAGCCUUGCAACGACUUCAUUCAAGUGGCGGAGCACUGCAAGUUGAUGGACCGCCAGAUUGAGUACAUCUCGGCGGACGUGACCAACCCCGACGAGAUGAACGAGGCCAUGCCUUUCAUUCUCGAGCACUCUGGCACUGGCUCGCUCGACGUGUGUGUGGCCUGCGCUGGUAUCAUGCAGACCUACCCUGCCCUCGACUACCCUAUUGACCAGUUCCGCAAGGUUCUGGAGGUCAACACCACCGGUGUGUUCAUCACUGCCCAGGCCGCCGCCCGUGUGAUGCACGCUCAGCCCGACGUGCACGGCUCGAUCAUCCUCAUCGCCUCGAUGUCGGGUUCGGUUGUGAACCGUGACCAGCAGUGGGUCGCCUACAACACCUCGAAGGCCGCUGUUCUCCAGCUCGGCCGUAACCUCGCCGCCGAGUGGGGCCCUAAGGAUAUCCGUGUCAACACUAUCUCGCCUGGUUACAUUCGCACCAACCUCGUCGCCGACCAGCUCGACACUGACCCUGACAUGCUCCGUCGCUGGAGCGACGCCAACCCCCUGGGCCGUAUUGGUCGUCCCCACGAGCUGCGUGGUGUCUCUGUCUGGCUUGCCAGCGAUGCCUCGUCGUUCUGCAACGGUGCCGACAUCAUUGUCAGCGGUGGUCACACAAUCUGGUAA